AUGGCAUGGGCAAUGGUCGUUCCAUCUUCAAGGGGGAUAGGAUUCGCAUUGACGCGUCAUUUACUACGAACGUUACCUUCCAGCGUGCCAAUCGUCGCAACGGCGCGCUCGGAUCUGCAAAGGACAAAAAGCAAGCUCCUGUCGAACCUUGAGCUUGCGGAUUCUCAGAUCUCACGCCUCGAUGUGUGUGAAUGCGAUGUCCUCAAGGAAUCAUCCAUCUCCGAUUUGGCUGGAUACUGCAAAGAGCGAUAUAAUGAUAACUCGAAGGAGGCAGGGGCUCACUUGAGGCUCGCGUUCUUGCUUCCGGGAAUGCUGCAUCCUGAAAGAGCGCCGGAUAAGAUUGAGUAUGAUCUAGCGCUGCAGACGCUCAAACUCAACCUUCUGGCGCCGAUAAUGUUGGUCAAGCAUUUCGCUCAAUUUAUGCCGCGCAAGGCAACGAAGAUGGCAGCGUUGCACGGCCUCCCAGACAGCUCCGUCCUGGCAUUGAUGAGUGCUAGAGUGGGCUCGAUUGGAGACAAUCGGCUGGGUGGAUGGUACAGUUACCGCUCAUCGAAGGCGGGCGUCAACCAGUUUGUCAGAUCCACGGAUAUAUACUUGAAAAUGCAGAAUGGCAGAAACGCCAUGUGCGUCGGACUUCAUCCUGGAACGGUCAAGACAGACUUGAGUGUACAAUUUUGGGAGAAUACGCCCAAGGAGAAGUUGUUCAGUACAGAAUUCAGUGCAGAGAGACUGGUUGAUGUUGUCAGGUGGUUAGACGAGAGGGGAAGAGGGAAGUGCUGGGACUGGGAUAGGAAGGAGAUACCCCCCUAG
Exophiala aquamarina CBS 119918 is the source of this 810-nucleotide messenger RNA. RefSeq lists its product as uncharacterized. The record is from RefSeq and is a predicted model, not a curated record. Lineage: Eukaryota; Fungi; Ascomycota; Eurotiomycetes; Chaetothyriales; Herpotrichiellaceae. The transcript has a single exon. The coding region runs from base 1 to 810 and encodes 269 amino acids.